Fusarium graminearum PH-1 is the source of this 513-nucleotide messenger RNA. RefSeq lists its product as uncharacterized. The transcript has a single exon. The coding region runs from base 1 to 513 and encodes 170 amino acids. The record is from RefSeq and is a predicted model, not a curated record. Lineage: Eukaryota; Fungi; Ascomycota; Sordariomycetes; Hypocreales; Nectriaceae.
AUGGUCGUGUCCGUCCAACUAGGCCGCAUCAAGUCCACUAGAGAACUGCCAAGCAUCGUUUGGCGCUGUAAGUCAAAUUGUGAUAUUAACCCCACGGACGACCCCAAGCAUGUCCUAAGUGCCGCCCGUAUUGGACUCGAAAUAAGUCUGAUUAAUGUUUUAGAAGUCGAGGGUCUGGACUCGAUAACCUUGCUAUCAAAUCAUUUGAGCCCUGUUCAAGAACAAUACCAAGACUCUAGUUUAUGCCUAUCAAGUACUCUGUGUGUACGGGCCGACAACGCCUUGGUUUGUAAAACAAAAGAUGGAAAAACCUCGUCGAUCUUCUGGUGGUCAACUCAACGUGCGCGAGACUUCGUUUCUGACACGCGGAUAGCCUAUGGCCAAGGCAUGUUUGACGAUGUUGAGCAUCCAAUAAACGAUCGAGAGUCUGUAAGAGACACAAAGAGGCAGGGGACCGUGCAACGGGAUAACCAGGGAUCGCUCCACCUCCUUGUCUCUCCGGGGCGCAUAUGA